AUGGUAAAUAGUAUUGAAGAACUUAAUGAUGGGUUUGGGAAAAAAGAGGCAGGAGGCAGGAGGAGAGAGGCAGGAGGCGGUGGUGUUAUGGACGAACAAAGGGGCAAAAAUCAAGUUAGUUUUGCGCAUAAAGUAAAAGUAAAGGAUGAGGAUGCCAUUUUAGAUCCGCUACGAGGAACCACUGAGAAAAUGGAAAUUGCUUCUGUCCAUUCUCAAGAGGAAGAGAUUAAUCUAACAUGUCUGGUCACCGAUGGAGUUGCCUUGCAGUUUCCAUCAAAAGAAUGGACUUCCCUCAGAAGACACUGUUUCAGAAGUUUCCUGUUGCCUAUAAUAUUAAGUUAUCAUCGGAGCUGCUUCAAUUUCUCCAUGCUCCAGAGACAUUGA
Oldenlandia corymbosa var. corymbosa is the source of this 384-nucleotide messenger RNA. The record is from the annotation of a GenBank genome assembly. Lineage: Eukaryota; Viridiplantae; Streptophyta; Magnoliopsida; Gentianales; Rubiaceae.